Molecule: messenger RNA, 315 nt
Organism: Knipowitschia caucasica
Lineage: Eukaryota; Metazoa; Chordata; Actinopteri; Gobiiformes; Gobiidae
Source: the annotation of a GenBank genome assembly
AUGGAAGCCAAAGGUUUUUACCACGAACGCGCUUCCAGAGUCGUCAAGACUCUCUUCCCACGGAACGAAAACUCACCUCAAGCCGAGGUGAAACAACGGGCAGCGGUUUCCAUGUCGCUGGUGCGUGACAAUAAGGACCGCUGGAUGGCAGACAUUGAACAGCGUCUAGCCGUGAGGACAGCGGAGCUUACUGCGGAACGAGCUCGAGUAGCCACCCCCCACCCCCCCCCUUCGCCUCCGCACCCCCCUUCACCCCCUCCCCCAUUCCCCCCGCGACCCCCCCCCAUCCGCUGUCCCUCCUUUUCACCCCGGUAA